UGCCGCCAACAGAAAACCCUAACCGACGAUACCCCGAAGAUCAAAGCGAUCAAUCGAAAGACUCCGAUCGCCAACGGGAAGGAGAACCCUAGAGCUUCCUCCGCCCCUCGCAGGAAUCCUGCGGCCGUUCCCGCCGUCCGAUGGUCCACGUCGUCGCUUCUAAGAGGCAAGUCCCUGAACCCCUCGGAUCUAAACCCCAGAGCUUCAGGAUCGCUGGAGACUAAAGAUGUGGGUCCUAAAGUCCGGGUUUUGGAUAAGAAGGGGAAAGAUGCGAAUUUGAAACCUAACUUGUUGAGGAGGGCUAGCUUGGAUGUUGAUUUGCGGAAACCUGGUGGAAAAGAUUCUAGGGUUUCAAAAGAAAUUGCUCCCAAAUCCAUCGUGGAGCUUAGUAAAGGCAAUGCUUUAGUUGCGAAUUCCAAAUCUUCUGAGUUGAAUAAUUGUGAUGCUGUUCGGGUUUCAAAAGAAUUGGCUGCUAAAUCCGCCGUGAACAAACGUAAAGGUGAUGCUUUAGUUGCAGAUUCCAAAUCCUCUGAUCUGAAAGCUUGUGAUGUUAUUAGAGCUCCCGAUGAUAUAAACAAAGCGAAUGCAUCUGAUAAACCCAUCAGUGAUGUUAUUAAGUUAGAUGAGAUUACUGGAAAUAGUAUUAGAGAAGAAAAAAGUUGCAUCAAAGUUUUUGAGAAUUCCAGUGAGAAUGGUGUUCGAGCUGUUAACAAAUAUCCAAGCAAGCUUCAUGAAAAGCUUGCUGCAUUAGAGGGAAGAGUCCAAAGAAUUGCUUCUGACAUCAAAAGGACCAAAGAGAUGUUGGAUUCAAAUAAUAAUCAGAAAGAAUCAAAGUUGAUCCUUUCUGAUAUUCAGAAGAAGAUAUCCGGAAUUGAGAAUGCAGUGAGUAGUGUAGUGGAUGGUGAUGGAAGUGAGUUGGGUCUUCGUGAAAUUAUAAAAGAUAACAGCUUGCAAGGUGAAAAAGUGAAUGUCCAAAAUUCGAAUGGUAAGGGAUUGAAACUUGAGGAGUUGGAAGCAAGGUUUUUCCCUCAUCAGAAACUAAUUAAGAACAGAAUGGCGUUGGAUGGUAAAUCUGACUUGUGUAAGCCUAAAGGUCCUAUGAGCCCUAUUGAUGAAAACCCUAUUGCACUAGAGUUCUUAGCUUCUCUAAACACAGAUCAAGCAGACUUCAAAAAAGAUUGCAGAGUUUUAAAGGCAGAAUUGAGCGGGAUUCGUGAAAUGGGCGUGGAAAGCACUGCUUCGGGGGCUAAUUUUGAAUCGAAGAAGGUGGCCAGUCUGCAAUGCAGUGAGGUUGCACUAAUUGCAACCGAAAAGAUUGAUGAUUUAGAUGAUCAAGAAACCAAGCCAGGGAUUAUGGUGUUUGAAGAUGCAGAGGAUUCUUUUAAAACUCAGAUAUUCGAAAUUGGUCACAAAUCCUCAACUGGAGGAUGGUUUGUUUCUGAGGGGGAAGCUGUUCUUUUAACUCACAAUGAUGGCUCGUGUUCGUAUUAUGACAUUGCGAAUUCUGAGGAGAAGGCAGAGUACCAACCCCCAGAAAGUGCGUCCAGUAACUUGUGGGGUGAUUGCUGGUUAAUUCGCACCACUGGUUCUGAUGGAUGCUCUGGGAGGUUUGUCGUGGCAGCAUCAGCUGGGAAUAAUUUGGAAUCUGGCUUCUGUUCGUGGGAUUUCUACACAAAAAAGAUUAAAGCAUUUCACGUCGAGGACGAAAACUCAAAUUCCUUCUCAAUUUCAUCAUCUAGGACUGCACUCGCUCCUCUAACUAAUACAGGAAGAAGAAGUGUUUCAUGCACAAUGCAACCUGUGGAAAGACAAUGGUGGUAUAAACCAUGUGGGCCACUCUUGAUCUCUACUGCCAGCAGUCAGACUAAAGUUAGUGCUUACGAUAUUCGCGAUGGGGAACUUAUAAUGAAAUGGGAUGUAAAUAGUCCAGUGGUAGGGAUGGAAUACUCGAGCCCUCUGCAGUGGAGAAGUAGAGGGAAGGUGAUUGUGGCAGAAACUGAAGCAGUUAGUCUUUGGGAUGUUAAUUCUCUAACUCCACAACCUUUGCUGACUGUCAAUUCCUCUGGUAAAAAGAUUCACUGCCUUCAUGUGAACAAUACUGAUGCUGAAAUUGGGGGAGGGGUUCGCCAAAGAGCUCGUUCAUCAGAAGUGGAAGGAAACGAUGGCGUCUUCUGCACCCAAGAAAGCAUUAAUGUCUUUGAUCUCCGUCUCCCUUCUGGAGUUGGUCUUAAGAUAUCGAAACAUGGAGCUAACGCACACUCAAUCUAUUCCUACGGAGACUCCAUAUUUAUGGGAAACACAGAAAGAAGAUCAUCAGCAAGAAACAGAUCUCAAUCUAAUGUGCAACAAUUCUCAUUGCGCAAAGGAAAGCUCAUGGCUACGUAUGUACUUCAAGAUUCUGAAUCUCACGCCCAUCAUUCUUCAAUAACUCAAGUAUGGGGAAACUCAAACUUUGUCAUGGGAAUAAAUGGUAUGGGGUUAUCAGUUUUUGAUGCUUACAAGGAUGGCACUAUGCAGUCUUUCGGCAUGAAUGACGGAAGUAUUAUUGAGGUUAAAGAGACGAUUGGUCCAGAUGACUUGUAUUGCCCUACUUUUGAUUAUUUGGGAUCAAGGGCUCUGGUUAUUUCUCGAGAUCGUCCUGCAAUGUGGAGGUACUUGUUAUAGUUACUUGUGUAUGAGGUAUAAGUUAUUAGUGUAUCUGUGUGUUAUCCUAGUGAGAAUGUAUUUGCGUUUUGUCUUUGUUCGGUAAGAAACUUGUUACUGAAGAGGAAUGAAGAUGUUUCUGUUUGCAAAA
Molecule: messenger RNA, 2794 nt
Organism: Asparagus officinalis (garden asparagus)
Lineage: Eukaryota; Viridiplantae; Streptophyta; Magnoliopsida; Asparagales; Asparagaceae
Product: KIN14B-interacting protein At4g14310
Exons: 3
Source: RefSeq, a predicted model, not a curated record